Besnoitia besnoiti is the source of this 11787-nucleotide messenger RNA. RefSeq lists its product as uncharacterized. The record is from RefSeq and is a predicted model, not a curated record. The coding region runs from base 1 to 11787 and encodes 3928 amino acids. Gene Ontology annotation, molecular function: actin binding; microtubule binding. Lineage: Eukaryota; Apicomplexa; Conoidasida; Eucoccidiorida; Sarcocystidae. Gene Ontology annotation, biological process: actin filament polymerization. Gene Ontology annotation, cellular component: actin filament; cytoplasm. The transcript has 18 exons.
AUGUCUCUCUCGUCUUUUCUAAGCCUGGCCUCUGCCUGCGAACCCUGCGAACCGGCCGUCCUGCCAGUCUUCCAGUCAGUUCCCGCACACGGCCUGCCUCCGCCACCUGCGAAGGGGAAGAAGGGUCCACCGCUGCCCAAAUCCUCCAAGCUGCCUCCAGCGAAAUCCGCAAAGGCAGGGCCGCCAGCCGGCGGGCAGCCCAGCACGCCUUCGCCUCCCGAUGCAAGUGCCGAGAAGGCUCCGCCUCCGGCAGAGAAUCUUGAGCCUCAUGCAGGCAAGCCGGGACCGCCUGCGGGCAAGGGCGGGCCUCCCGCGGGCAAGGGCGGGCCUCCCGCCGGGAAAGUGGGACUCCCGAAAGCGGCUUCAGGCCCUGAGACAGGGCGCGGCUCACCUGACACAGCUUCUCCCGGAGCCCCUGCCGCGAAGCCGGCUCUGGCCGCUGGAAAGAAGCCUGCGCCAGGCAAGAGCGCCUCGCCGCCAGGCAGCGGGGCGCCGUUCCUAGCCGGGCCGGCGCCGACGGUUCCUCCAGUCGAAGAGCGCUCGACGCUCCUCUUCAAAGACUCGCAGCGGGUGGCGGGAGUGCUGGGCGCGGACCUAGCUGUCACCGGCGGGGGGAUGGGGAAGAGAGACGAGGUGGCCGCGCGGGCGGCGAUGAUUGCCGAGAAACUGACCUUGGCCGACUUCGCGAACAUGCCUGUUGCCACUGCGCGUGGUGCGGAGCCUCCGCCGCUGCCUCUGACAGCCGACGCGGAUAGAAAUCCCUUCAUCCUCACGACAGAGUUGAGGAAGGACAUGGCAGAGCGGCGGCAUUCACACACUCAAACCGAGGAAGAAAGGAUCAGGAUGUUGUCGGGCAUGUUCAACGUGGACCGACAGACUGGGUUCCGGUUAACGCCUGAGCAUCAGCGAGUGGCUGAGGCGCUCACGCUCCUUCAGCGCCUGGAGGAUUUCCGCGGCACUGUGCGAGCAGGGGAAGUCCAGCGGGCGCGGUAUCUUUUGCGAGUUGGCGCCAUCGAAGCGUUCGCUCAGCAGCGGUAUUCGGAAGCCAUGCUCCAGGCGCUGCACUCCUAUUUCCUUGCAAAGUCCUAUUACACCGCAUACGAAAGCAUGCCUCUUGAAGGUGAAAUGGUUCCCGAGCUGCUGCUUCUAGCCAAGUGCUGUGGCCUCGCAGGAUGUCUGGAUCGCGGUCAGGAGUACCUGGACGAGCUCCGGUACAUUGUUGAAAACACGCUGAUUUUCAUUUCGACGGGGGGCUCCACGGGCGCUGCUGGCUCCGCCGGAAGUUCGGCCGCCGGCGGGGUCGACCGGGGCAGCGUGCAGGGCCCCAUCUUGCAAGUCGAGAAACACGUGCUCGCCUCUGUCGUCAGCAGCUUGGCAGAGAUAUGCAGUCUCUACAACCAGCCUGACAACGCGAAGCUUUUCUACGAAAAAUACGUCAUUCUCACGAAGGACGUGUAUGGCGCAGACUCCCUGGCGGUGAGCGACGCGCUCAACACGGUCGCGCUGUAUUUCUUCCGCACGCGCCAGUAUGAGCAGGCGCUGCCCAUUGUGGAGGAAGUUCUGGAUAUUCGAAAGAAGCACUUGGGCGACUACGACGCGCCGGAGCCGAACGCGCGAGUCGCGGACUGCUACGCCAACUUGGGACUAUUGUACCGCUUGCUGGGGCGACCGAUCGACGCCUUUCCUCUAGUCCUCACGUGCCUGGAUAUGCGCAUGAGGAUCUUCCAGACUCGCGAGACCGCGGCGGUGCAGGAUCUCGUUCUGUCGCUGGGGUGCCUCCAACACCAAGCCGGGCACUUCCGCGAGGCGCUCGAUGCCUACAAAGAAGUCUGGGGCUUCAGGAACCGCACACUGGGCGCCACACAUCCCGACACCAUCAACGUGGAAAUUUUGCUCAGACGGCUCGAUAAGGAUCUGACGGCGUGGAUGGAGGAGGAGAAGCAGAAGAUGGGAAGGCGGGAGACGGCGUUGCCGUCGGCCGGCGCGUUCGACGCGGCGACUCGCGCGGGAUCUGCGGCGGCUGCAAGCAAGUCGCACCGGACCAGCGAUGUGUUUUACGAGGAGGAUGACGACUACGAUCUGACGUACGACGACAAGCGCGUGCGGAAAGCGAUUAUGGACUACGCAGACGCCGCCGCCGCCGUGCGUCUGCUCAAGUGUCCGACUGCGGUGACGCUGGAGGAGUUUCGCUACCAGCAGACGGCGAAGGGCUUGAAGUUCCGCGUGCGCGGCAUCCCGUUCCACUCGCUGGCGCGCAGGCGGGCACUCUACGGCGAGGAGUGGCGCUCCAUGAUGGUCCCGUCGUCGGCGAUUCUGCCGUAUGUGGGCGUGGAGGUCACGGGGCCGGACACGUUGGAGCUCGCGGAGUGCUACGAGUUCCAGGAGGCGCUUGCGGCGGAGCGACCCAAACUGCCCGUCGUCAACGUGCCGCAAAUUGAGCGCGGCGAGGCCACGAUUGUUGACGGUCAGCCCCACAUGGUUGUGAACCCCGAAGCCGCGGAUCUGCUGAGGGACUGGGGCGUCGUGCUGCCGGAAGUCGACCGCGAGGGCCGCGUCAUCAACCGCGACCCGCAGCUCACGACCGAGAAGGGCUUCCAGCUCUUCGUCCCUGUGGUGGACCCGACGACCAAUCAGCCCUUCCUGGGCUUCUUUGGCGAGCCCGUCAUGGUGCCGAACCCCGCGAUCUACCAUGCCGUCAUUGCGCCCGCCAUCGCCGACUACGAGAAGCGCGAGGAGGCAGCGCGCGAGGAGGAACACAGAAAGAAGCUGCUGGCGGCAAGCAGAAGUGGAAAGGACGGCCGCAUCAUCAUUGGCGCGAAUUCGGGCCAGCCGCCUCCGGCGCCGAAGCGCGUCUCCGUCUUCAGGUUCGGUCAACCCGGCGCCGCCGGCGCCCUGCCUGCCGGGUCGCCCCCGCCGCCAGGGGACCAGGCUGAAGCGGGAGACACUCCGAUGAAAGGCAAGUCUAAUUUGGCGUCGCCAGAGUCGCCCGUGAAGCAGGCGACGUCGACUCUGAAGCAGGGGACGUCGACUCUGAAGCAGGCGACGUCGACUCUGAAGCAGGCGACGUCGAAUCUGAAGCAGGAGACGUCGACUCUGAAGCAGGAGACGUCGACUCUGAAGCAGGCGACGUCGACUCUGAAGCAGGCGAAGUCGACUCUGAAGCAGGCGAAGUCGAAUCUGAAGCAGGCGACGUCGAAUCUGAAGCAGGCGACGUCGAAUCUGAAGGAGGGCAAGUCAACUCUGAAGGACGCGAAGGCGAGGCUUGCCCAGUCGCUCCAGAAAGACUCGCCUGCCAAAAAACCGUCUGCUAAAGAGCCGCCUGCCAAGUCGACCAGCAACCUGAAGAACAUUCCCCAGACGCCGCCCAAGGCAGAAGACGCGUCCUCCAGCUCUGAGGAGGAGCCGAGCAGCAGUGAAGACGAGGCGAAAGCCGGGAAAAAAGCGCCGCCUCCGGCGCCCAAGCCCGCUGCGGCGAAGCCUUCGCCCCCCGCCAAAAAGACCUCUCCCGGCUUGCCGGCCGCCCAACCCUCCGCCGGUGCGAAACCCAAGAGUCUCCUGGGUGGGAGCAGCGCCAGGUUCGACGCUGCCGCGUACAAGUCCAAGAUGAAGAAGCCAUUUGGCAAGCCGAAGGGCCCGGGCUUCCAGCCUGCGACGAAGCACGCGGCGGACCUGCCCCCGUUUCUCAGCCGGCUCGAGACCGAGACCGAGUCCGCGCCGUGUUCGGCUAAGGGAGAACGAAGCGACCUGCGGGAGUGGCUGGACACCGGCUGCGAAGAGCAAACGCUUCUAACGCUGGACGCGUCCUACACGACGAGCGACGCAGCUGCAGAUGACGAUGCGGGGGAGUUCGGCGUCCCAAGCCCCUCACAGCUGCGAAAUUCGACGAUACGCACCAAGGAGAAGCGAGAAAGGCGGGAAGAGCUGCGCGGUCUGCAGGACUCAGCCACUUCGGGUCGGACGCUACCCGAUAGCCACGCGGGCCCUGCAGAGAGACAGAUCUCCGCUUCCUCUUCUGAAGUUGCAGAAGGGACGGCGGUGCAGGGUGCCAAGGCCGCCUCCUCAUCCUCGUCGCUUCAGCUGGAUACCCAGACAUCUCCGCCGCACCUGUUGGGUCUGGCCGGCUCGCUUCAGGGCACUUGGUCACAGGCGCCACGCAGAAAGCGCGAGGCGAGCCUCGAAGCUACUCGCGCUGGCCUGCUGAGGACAGACGAAGAGGAGGAGGACUGGUGGAAAGUCGAGAAAGAAGACCAGAAGUGCCAAGUGGCGAGGACAAAAGAACACUUUAAGAAGCUUCUGCUGAAGAAGCAGCGGGAGCAUCUGGACCUGGCUUUGACGCGCCUGCAGCUGGAACAGGCGGGUGAAGCAGCACCUCCAGGGGAGGCAUUUGCUGCAUCUAGCGCUGCAUCCCGGAGAGGCUCGGAACGAAAGGGUGGCAUGCCGCUUUUCGGGUCCGCGGCUGCGCCGCCACAGCCCCGCCGCAGCGCUGGGGCUCUUCGCGGGCUCGAUGGCCUGUCGGCUUUCGUCAGCGGGGAUUCAGCUGAAGGGUCACAUCCAACUCGUCUCUCAUCCGAAUUUUCGUUGUCGCUUUCGCCUCGCUCGGCCUUGUCUGGGAACCCCCCUUCUGCGCGCCUUGCGCUCCGUCGUCCGCAGACCCUCGCAGGUGGAGGAGCGCUUGACAGCGACUUGGCAGGAGGUUUGUUUCCCUCGGAUCUUUCCUCCUUCACGACGAGCGGCAGCCACAGCGCUUCGCUCACGCGCACCUCGUCUCCUCCCGAGGCCUCGCCCGCUGCUGCUCGUCGAAGCCAUCGAGGCGUCGCGCCGGGUUUGCCCACUCCCUCUGGGUCGACAUCACCCCAGGGCGACCCGAGCUCGACUCUGAGGCCCAAGCGCCCAGCAGACGCUUUCGCUGCGGCGCCUGAUGCGCUGCUGUCUCCCUUGUCCUCCGCUCCGACGCCGCUUUCUCCGCGAUCCGACGCCCGCUCCGUCCCUCCUGCGUCUUCCCCUCCGUGCUUUUGGUCUGCUUCGUCGAGCUCCUCCUCGUCUUCUUCGGUGUCCGCCGGGGUCCUUACGCCAGCCGCAGAGAGCGCCGCGGCGGCAAACGAGGCAAACGAGGCCCGCCGGCUAUCCAACGCUGUCAAAGCUGCGGUGGCCGCGGCUCGGAGUUCGUUCGCGGCUUCCUUUGCCGCGCUGGGCGCCACGGCUAAGGGCAGCGUUCCGCGGCACAUGCGCGGAACAGAGUCCAGCAUUUCGGCCUAUAUGCGGAGACCAGACACGGACACAGACAGCUUGACAGUGAGCAGUGGAACCGACCGCUUCUCGCUGCACCGCGACAACGAGUUCUCCGACUUCACUGGCACGCGACGGGGGGACACCGACAGCGAGCGCCCCAGACGCGAAGAGGGACCGGGCGAUGAGCCGAGGUGGGAUGUCGACUGGAGAUAUCUAGAGGAGGAGGAAGGCGAAGGGAGCGGCGAGCAGAGACGGGCGGCGGACAGCGCGCGGGGCGUCGCCGCCGCGAGGAGGCGGGAAGAAGAGACGAAAAAAAUCACUGAGAGGAGGGACAGGAUGCUGUGGGAAGCGGGACAAGAGCGAGAGGAAGCGAGGCGGCCGCUGGGCGACUCGGGGCGAUCAGGUGAAACUCAGGAGAGACACGCCACCGAGCGACGGAGACCAGGUUUGGGGGCGUCGGGGUCGUUCGGCGGCGAGCCCCGGCCUGACAGCGUUCUGCGGGCACUGGAGAGGCUCGCGGAGGAACGAGUUGCGCAUCGCGGAGACAGCAGUUCACACGACGGGGAAGAAGAGGGCGACCUCGUAGAGGCCGAGUUGUCUGUGUCUGAGUUCAGCGACGAGGAAGGCACAUCCGAGCGAGAGGAGGCGAAGGGGUCGGGGACGACCAGGCCACGGCACCUGGCUGUCGACAGCGGCCGAAGAGAGGAAGGCGAGGGAGAGGGAGAGGACUAUGGGGAAGCAGAACUGCCCCUGACACCCGUCGCAGAGACUGAAGAAGAGGAUGUGCCUCAGGAAGGAGACGCAGUCUCAGACAGCGGCUCUGCCCUUGUUCCGCGACCGUCCGGCGGGACCCUCGAUGCGGACCCCUCGCUUUCGUUCUUCCCGCCUUUGUCAACUCCUUCUCGCGAGUCGCCCCCGAAAAGUGGAUGGGAUCAGUUCAUCAGCUUCGAUAGCUCAGACUUCACGCUUGCGUCUCUCAAUUCCAUGUCAAAGCACCAGCCCGGUUCGCUGCGCCACAAGCAGUCGCGCAGUGGCGGACGGGGGCGUCCGCUUCAGUCCCCAAUCGGCAGCGGGGCCUUUGAGGGCGAUUGGGGCGGGCGCGAGCUCGACUACGAGAGGCGCAGCAGCCUCCGGACCCCAGCGCCGGAGCCAGAGUCCGAAGAGCCGGGUGUCGAAGACGACUCAAAGUUAGAGUCGGAAGACGAGUCCGGCGCGGCAGAACAGACGGAAUCGGAGGAGGGGGAAUUCGACGAAGUGGAAACGCUCGAGUCCCGUCGCCUUCCGGCCUUGUUCGCGCGACAGUCCUCCCACGGGGCGGCCAUGCGCUCUUUCUGUGAAGAGGAGGACGAUGACGAUGGCGUUCCCCCUGCUGACAGCCUGCCCGUAUGCUCAGACCUGGACUCAUUUUCCGCAGGUGUCGCUCCGUCGCCGAGACGAACGGAGUCCGAUGCAGCUUCUGCCGAGUUACAGCGUGUCCCCGAAACGGGCCUGAGCACUCUGUGCCAGGUAGCGUCCUCAGACUUCUCUAUUGUAGAGGACGAGGAUCUCGAUUCUUUGUCGCCUGAGGCUGCCGCCCCUUCACCAGCGCCUGCGCCGUCUGCGGGCUUCGCCGUCGCUGGCGAUUGCGGCCUCUCUGCGGUGUUCGAGCCGGUGGUGCCAACUAGCCAAAGUGUCUCUCUGUCUCUCCCUUGGAUAAUUCCGGCCACGCCUCCAUCGUCGGCACCCUUGGCGCCCGAAGCCACAGACGACGGAGGACUCGACUGCGAAUUCUCGCCUCCUCACUCGUCGCGUCUGGAACUCUCUCUGCGCCCCGAAGCUGUUCACGCCGCCCCCGUCCUCUCCCCGGCUCUCGGACGAGUGCUUCGAAGGAGAAGCAGCGGCGCGCAGGAGACAACGCCGCCUGCAGCGGAUACGGACUCCGACCCUCUCUGGAGCCGCGAUGGCCCCGGCGCGUCCCCGUCUAGAUGCGUCAACGACCCGCCAAGCGACCGAGCUGUGAGCAACGGGGAAACAGACGCUGCAUACGCAGGCCCGCAUGAUACGCCUGAAAACAUGCCAAGGGUGAGGCGAAGCAAACUUUCUCUGCGGCGCCUCUCUCAGUCUUCGCUCUUUCGUUCCUGUGGAUCCUUGAAAAGGGAGUCGACGCAGAGCGACCUUCAGGCCGAGCGGGCUGGCGGCGCUGCAGGGGUAGACCAGCCUUCGCCUGCAUCGCGUACCUCCGCGGGUUCAUCGCGGGUCCCGGCGGGGUCUCCCCUGGCGGCUCCUGUGGAGAGACGCCGGUUUUCCUUCCGCGAGACUCUGCGGAGAGCAAGUCUUUCUCGGAGUCGGAACGCCGAGGAGGAGCUGUCUUCGCCGUCGUCGUGUCAGAGUCCCGUGUCCUUUCCCUCGCCUGCAUCGCACCUCCUGCCGAACACGGAGUUCGGUUCCCCAGAGGAGAGGCGCGACUGUCGGACUGUGGAUUCAAUAAGCGGCGCAACUGCAGCAGAAUCAGAGGAUGGAAGUAUCGCAGGCGCAGGUGCGGAGUCGGCGCCCGCUUCGCGUACUGACUCCUCACAUCAGAGGGCGCUCGACUGUGCCGAAGACCAGCAGGGGGCCAUAGACUCCCCAGCCCGCGGACGAGAUGAAGACGGCGGGCAAGGCGACCGAAGCGCAGCAACGGAGAGCGAGGACGAAGGAGACAAAAAGCGACGGAGGUGGUUUUCGUCAGGCCUUCUCCGGCCUAGGAAGACGCUGUCAGACGUGGUAGACGACAGAAAGAAAAUAAUGGAGCGCCGGCAUUCGUUUUCGCGUCCUCCGCUGCCGCCUGACGCGAACGCGUCGCCUUCGGGCCCUUCCGGACUCCGCGCACCUGUCAAGGAGCGUUUGACUCGACUGCGGAGGCGGUCAGUCGGUAGCGCGAGCUUGGCGCAGGACGCAGGGGAAGAAAAGACGGGCGAGGAAACGGGAGUCGUCCGAGAGCCUCCGCGGCUGUCGCCCUCAAUCCUGUUGCCGAAUGGCCUUGGAAGCAGGCCGAUUCACACGCCCAGCCGGGGGCUGCGGACCCUCCUGAGCCCCUUUAGCAGGAAGGGGCGAGGACCCACACCCUCGUCGGCGGGCCUGGGGCCUUCGAGCGACGAGAAGCUGGAGACAGGCACGGGAUGGCGGGUCGACGAAUCCUCAGAUGAUAGCCAGGAGGAGGCCGCGCCGUGGUCCGAGGACGACUGGGAAGUUCACGAGCUGCCUGACGACGCACAGGGCGACUCAGGAGCCUUUGAAGAGGGACUUAAGCGCGAGCCAGACCGAGGCCUCAUCAGACCUUCUCCUGAGGGAGACCGCAGCCCGACAUACGGCAAGCUUGCUCCCUGCCCUGACCCUCUGGCGGAUCCCUGCGCGGAACGUCCCGACACGAACACCGCUGACGGCGUGUCGGAGUGCGAGUGGAAUACGAGCGACGGCAGUGAAGGCAGCAGCAGCGCGGAAGGGAGUGAGGCAGAGUGGCAGGAAGCCCCGCUCUCUUCGUCUCCAUCAGAGGAGUCGUCGGACGCAGAGGCAGAUGAGGAAACAUACCGGGAAGAACCCGAGGCGGAAGGUGGAAGUCCAGACCGUGGGAGCGGCGCGGAUGACGAGGACGACAGAAUCGCAGCGGAGGGCCUUAUCGAAAGAAUGCUGCUCGCGGCAGAUCGCUGGCGGCAGGUUGAAGGCGAGUCGCCUCCGGAGCGAUGGCGGAAGUCCGGUCUUUUCUCUCACCGCGCGACUGAAGACUUACCUGUGCCUUCGCCUCGACAGUCGCUUUUGGGAGAAGCGCAGAGAGGCUCGCAGCCCACGCUGUCUUCGCCGCUCCUUCGGGAAAGGAGAAAGAGACAAAAUGAGUCGACGGCGGCACGGAAGAGCUCUCAGCAGCCUACGUUGGAGGCAGGUGAACUUAUACCGCAUGCUAUGAAGAAGGCGUCAACCGUUUCGCAGCAAAAGUCUUCUGGAUCUUCUUCGCCUCCCAGUGUCGAUACUGCGCCGUCUGCGCUUCUCAGAACGUGCAGGCAAGAGACACUCUCCUUCGGGGGGCCUUUGUCUUCGCUGUCGUCGGCGCCUGCUCCAUGGUUUCUGACUCAGCCCGUCCACGAGUUGCCGCCCAAGGGACCGAAGGGAGGCCCGCCGAAGAAGGGAAAGGCGGCGGGGUGGAAAGCGCCACCGCCUCUCCCGGCGCCGAAGGAGGAAGGCGCCCCCCUCCCAGGCGGCACAGUUCUGAAGACAGGCAUUUUCAAAAAAGCGGAAGCCCCUGCGAAGACGGGGCCUCCGGAGGACAACGCCCCUGGCGCCCCGCCGAAGGACUCGAAACUGGCGCCCGCAGGCAAAGACAAGGCAGCGCCUCUGGCGAAGAAAAGCAUUGCAAAACAAGAGAGUGGAGUGCAAAAAGACCUUUCUGCGGCGAAGCCUGGGCCUCCGGAGAAAAAAGGCCCGCCGCUCGGGGAAAAGAAAGGCCCUCCUCGUCCUCCGGCAAAGAAAGGUGCGCCAGCGCUCAAGACACAGACGUCUGCGGGGACAGUCGUUGCAAAGAAAAGCAUGCCGAAAUCAGGGGGAGACAGCUCGUCCGACGAAGACAAGGAUAGGGGGCGCUUCAAGCUUGUGAAGUUGCCUGAGGGGAAACCUGUUUUUGAACCCAAGCCAGCAAACAUGAGAAUCGUGGUCAGUGCUAAGAACAAGAUAUCCACCCCCGUGAAGAAGGCAGAAGAUACAAAAGAUCGACUGUUUUUACCCCAGAGGGGGUAUGCCCUCCCCCACAAGAAUCUCGCGCCGGUUUCUGUCUCUAUCCUACCCAAAAUCAAGAAGAUCAAGGCAGGGACGGAGAAGGAUCCGACGAAAGGCGACGUGCCUGUUGUCAUCCUCAUGGAUGACAACAACCAGGAGCUUGGUAGACUCCCGUGGCAGGUGGACCUGACCUCGUUCUCGCUAGCGCAGAGCUCCAUGUCAGUGCUCGUGGCUCGAAAGCUGGGUCUCCUGGCUCGUCGCGUCGAGGACGAAGAGAAGGGAGAAGACGCGAAGGAGUGGUUGACGGGCGAAGGCCUCAAACAGUUCGGGCUCUCCAUGCGCAAGAGCAAAGCCGGCACUCUAGGGGGCUUCGGCGGGCAAGGCCUGGGCUUUGGCAUGGGCCUCGGCGGCCUACCGGGCGCGCUUGCGCAGAUGCAAGCAAAGGAACCGCCGAAGAAGGAGGAGGCCAAGGCGAAGGAAGAGCCCAAGAAGGAGGCGCCAAAGAAAGGGCCUCCAGCCGGCAAGGGGAAGGGGCCGCCUGGCAAGGGGCCGCCGAAGGGAAAAGGGCCAAAGAAGAAGGGUGAAGGCGGUCUCAAGGUGGGAAAGAAGGACGAAGGCAAGACCAAGAGGUUUUUCUGGGAUCCUCUCUUCGAAGACGAGAUUCCGGGCACGAUUUUCAUGAAGAAACCGGCCGUGCAACUCGUGCUUCAGGAUGUAGAGGAAACCUUCGCCAAGGUUGUGGCCAAAAAGAAGGCGGAGUCGAAGAAGCCGAAGAUCAUCCAACUGCUGCCAGACUCGAAGCGCGCGUACAAUAUGAACAUUGCUCUGUCCAAGUUCAACAACUACUCGUAUCAAGAGCUUCGUGAGGCCCUGAUCGACCUUAACCCUAAGAUUCUGACAAUCGACGCGACCGAGACGCUGUUGAACUUCGUGCCCACUGCGGAGGAGACGCAGGUUGUCAAGGAAUAUAUAAACUCUGGAGGAGAUUUGAAAUUGGUAGACAGACCGGAACAAUUUGUGGCGGCCAUGCUGGGUGUACCGCUGAUGAAGCAGCGCCUUGAGGCACAUGCCUACGCCCUGAACUUUCGCGAGGCUUAUAGUGAUGCAUACACGCCCCUAGAAAAUUUGGCUGACGCCUGUGACGCUCUGGAUGACUCACAAAACCUCAAAGUUGUCCUCUUCGCCAUUCUUGAGCUGGGUAACGCCCUCAAUGAGGGAGACCCUCAGAGAGGAGGUGCUUCAGGUUUCAAGCCGACGACACUUGCGAAAUUGCAAGAGCUCAGGACCACCACAAAGCCCGUUAGAACGAUGCUGCAGUACAUCUGCGAUAUAAUCUGGGAGCAGAAACCUACAGCCCUGAGUAUCUACGAGGAUCUGAAGAUCUGCGAUAAGGCACAGCGUGUAGAUUUGCAAGGUGUUGAGGGUAAAAUUUCCCUAUUGAAGGCCGGCCUGACAAAAGCCAAGAACACGCUAGAGGCAGCCAGGAAGGGAAACGAAUCAACUGGUGUCAUGGGUGAUCGCGACCCGCUCGGGAGCAUUAUGGAUGAAUUUAUUGAAGAGGCAGAACCGAAGAUCAAACAGCUUGAUGACUUUCUGCAACAGGUUCAAAAUCAGUUCGUGCAGACAUGCCAUUACGCCGGUUACCCGGAGAAAGACGUUAAGAAAGUUAAACCGGAUGAGCUGUUCAAACAAAUUGCGGCUUUCGCAAGACAAGUGGAAACAAUUCGCAAGCAGAAGCAAGAGCUUUUGGAUCGCGAAAUGAAACGCAAGGAAGCUGAGGCGAAGAGGGCAAGUAAAGGACUCAAGACGGCAACCAAAAAGAUUGGGGCCAAAUGA